This is a messenger RNA of Pogonomyrmex barbatus (red harvester ant), 944 nucleotides long. RefSeq lists its product as uncharacterized. Lineage: Eukaryota; Metazoa; Arthropoda; Insecta; Hymenoptera; Formicidae. The record is from RefSeq and is a predicted model, not a curated record.
AGUCUUCGAUGUCCAGUCGUUCCGGUUUAACAGCGGAGUUUUCAUGACAGUGCUUUAGUUAAAAAAUAUUAAAUAGAUAUAUGUAUAUUGUCUUCUCCGAGGAAAGAAGAGAAAGAAAUGUCUGAAGUAGAAAGAGCAGAUCCCACAGCCGGUGGAGACGCACCGACUGUGGGAUUUAUCGAAGCGAUGAAACCCGAUCGUGAUGAUAAUGCAAUCGCGGUUUCCGAAGUAAAAAGUACCGUUGCGACGUCAGAAGAUGCAACUGCGUCCGCGGAGGAAAUUGCAAAAGAGACAUUAAACGCGCAGGUCGAAGGCGAGCGUUCGGCGGAGGCGACAAAUGAUGAAACGAGCAUAUCUAGCGAAGAAAAAUCUGUUAAUUCCGAUGCAAAGACCACCGAUAUAAUCGAGGAGAUCGCUCAUACGACUACGGAAAACGUGGAUGUGGUGCAAACCGAAACGGAAAGGUUGUCCACUGAAGAAGGUGAUAGUUCACCUGCGAUCGUUCCUCAAAGUGAAGAAUCGUCGCAGUCAAAAUCUAAUACUGAAGACAAGGCCGAUAAGUCGAAGCAGAAUGCGAGAGGUAAUAACGCGACGUGCAUAUCCAGACUGGAGGCGGAAGUGCGGAAAAGAACGAAGGAGCGCGACAGUUAUCGAAAGCAGUUAGAAGAUGCAGAGACGAAGCUGGCCGCCUUGCAAGCAUCUUACGACGCGAUGGCGAGUCCUGGUGGUGAUGGGGAUCUGCAACGAUCGAUGGAACAAUUGCGUGGGCAACUGGUACAGACCGCGUUGAUGUACGAGGAACGCAAUCGCAUAGUCGCGAAUCAAGAAAACCAGAUUAAUGCUUUGAACAAUCAGGUGACUUCCCUGAAGGAAGUGGUAUCGAUCACGCGGGAUCUGCUGCAGAUUCGUAAUAUGGAGGUGAAACAGCUGCAAGUAAGUGAACG